AUGGCAGCAGCAGCCGCCUGGGUCCUGCCCGCGGCGUCCUCCCUGCUGGCCGGCGCUCGAGGUGCCCCGAGACGCGGCACCUCGGCGGUCCAGGUCUGCACGAUGAGCGGCCGGCUCCUGCUCCUCGCGGCGCUCCAGGCGCUCCUGCGGCCCCCGGCCGUCGCUGCGCAGAAGAGGAGCCAAGAGGUCUGCGUCGACGUGUACGCGGCCGACAUCGCGUUCCUGGUGGACGGCUCGUCCAGCAUCGGCAGGAACAACUUCCGCGUCGUCCGCGCCUUCAUGGAGGACCUGGUGCGGCCGUUCGUGCACGUGGUGGGCGAGAAGGCGGUGCGGUUCGCCGCGGCGCAGUACAGCGACGAGCCGCGGGUGGAGUUCGCCUUCUCCCAGCACGCCAACGGCACGGGUGUCAGGAGGGCCAUCCAGCAGCUCGGCUACAAGGGCGGCAACACGCGCACCGGCGCCGGCCUCCGCUACGUCGCCGACCACCUCUUCGGGCCCGCGGAGCAGCGCCGGCCCGGCGUGCCCCAGAUCUGCAUCCUCAUCACGGACGGCAAGUCCCAGGACGACGCCGAGCGGCCGGCGGCGCGGCUCAAGAGCCAGGGCGUCAAGGUCUUCGCCGUGGGCGUCAAGAACGCCGACCGCGGGGAGCUGCUGCGCGUGGCCUCGGCGCCCGCCGACUCCUUCUUCUUCUACGUCAACGACUUCAAGAUCCUCGGCUCGCUGGUGCCGCUGAUGGCGCGCCGCGUGUGCGCCGUCGCCGGAGGCGAGCCGCGGCACGCCGGCCCCGCCGACCUGCAGUUCGUGGAGCGCGGCGCCGACCUGCUGCGGAUCCGCUGGACGGCGGCCGGCGGCCCCGUCACCGGCUACGCGGUGCGGCACGCGCCGCUCGCGGGCCAGGGGCAGCCGCUCGAGGCCGAGCGGCGGGAGGUGAGCCUGGGCCCCCGGGAGACGAGCGCGGUGCUGCGGGGGCUGCGCCCCGGCACGGAGUACCUGGUCACUGUCACCGCCCAGUAUGCCGGCGGCGCCGGCGAGUCCGCGUCGGGCCGGGCGCGCACCGCGAGCGGCGCCGGCGUGCGGGACUUGCGCCUGCUGGAGACGGGACCCACCUUCCUCCGCCUGGCCUGGCAGCCUGGCCCCGAGCCCCCCCAGGGCUACCUGCUCAGCUACCAGGCGCAAGGAGCGGCCCGGGCGGAGGAGAAGAGCCUGGGCGCCAGCGCGCUGUCGGCCACCCUCGGCGACCUGCGCCCCGACACCGAGUACGUGGUGACGCUGCGUCCCCACUACGCCCAGCGCCCCGCCGCCCCGGCCACCCUCUCCGCCCGGACACAGCGCCCCGAGGGCCUGCAGCGCCUCGCCGCGCACAACGUCUCCGCGCACGGCAUGCUGCUGGCCUGGGCGCCCGUCAGCGGCGCCACCGGCUACCGCCUCUCCUGGGCUGCCCUGGCAGGCCAGGAGGUGCACAAGGUGGAGCUGGACGCCGGCCGGACGUCGCACGCGCUGGGCGGGCUGCAGCCCGGCACCGAUUACCUGGUGACGGUGGCCCCGCUCUUCGGGCAGCUGGAGGGACCCGCGGCCUCGGUGAGGCGCAGGACAGAGGCGGGCGCGGAGCAGAGCCUGAGGACCAACAUCCUGGGCCCCACGUCCAUCCAGGUGCUCUGGACGGCCAUCCGCGAGGCCCGCGGCUACCGCCUGGAGUGGAAGAGAGCCACAGGACCUGAGCCGCCCCGGACCGCGUCCCUCCCCAGCAGCGUCAGCACCUACCAGCUGACGGGGCUGCAGCCGGGCACCGAGUACCGCAUCACCCUCUACACGCUCUACGACGGCGGCGAGGUGGCCACCCCCGUCACCACCUUCCAGACGGGCGCGGAGCCGCCGGGCGCCGUCUCCGACCUGCGGCUCCUGGAGGACAGCGGCCGGAGGGCCCGGCUGGGCUGGACGGGCGUCCCGGGCGCCGCCGAGUACAAAGUGACGGUGCGCAACACGCAGGACGGCACGGAGAGGACGCGGCGGGUGCCCGGCACCCAGACCCUGCUGGAGCUGGGCGACCUGCGGGAAGGCGUCGCCUACGCCGUGCGCGUCUCGGCCCUGGCUGGCGGCCGGGAGGGCCCCGCCGCCGCCCUCAGCGUCCGCCUCGGGUCGCCCGCGGUGGGCAGCGUCUCGGAGCUGCAGGUGACGGAGGCCGGCGCCGGGCAGCUGCGGGUCACCUGGAGGGGGCCGCCGGGCGCCGGGGGCUACCGGCUGACGUGGCGCGCCGGCGACGGGCCGGAGCAGUCCCGCCUGCUGCCCGCCGACCCCACCGCCUUCACCAUCGAGGGGCUGCGCCCCGGCACCCUCUACGCCGUCGGCGUCUCCGCCAUGGCCGACGGCCGGGAAAGCCGCCCCGCCACCGCCGUGGGCCGCACAGCGCCCGAGCAGGUGGGGACGGUGUCGCGGCUGGAGGUGCUGUCGUCCGGCGGCGACGUCGCCCGCGUCGCCUGGGUCGGUGUGCCGGGAGCCACUGCCUACCGCGUGGUGUGGAGCCGGCGCGACGGGGGCUCCGAGAGCAGCCGGCUGGUCCCCGGCGACGCCGACUCCGUGGACAUCCCCGGCCUGCAGGGAGGCGCCUCCUACACCGUGAAGGUCACCGCGCUCGUCGGCAACCGCGAGGGCGAGCCUGUCUCCAUCGUCGUCGCCACGCCCGCCUCGAGCCGCGUCGCCGGCCUCCGCGUGGCGGAGGCCCGGAGAGACUCGGUGACGCUCGCCUGGACACCGGUGCCCGGUGCCUCCGGCUACGUCCUCUCCUGGAGGCUCCCCGGAGGUAGGCGCGGGGGCCGCGGCGGCGGCGAGGUGCGCCGGACGCUGCCCGCCGCCGCCACCUCCCAGCGGGUGCCCGGGCUGCGCCUGGGCCGCCGCUACACCUUCACCAUCCGCCCGCUUUUCGGGAGCGCGCCGGGCGCCGAGACCUCCGUCAGCCAGCGCACAGUGUGCGGGGACGCCCGCGGCGACGUCGUCUUCCUGGUGCACGGCACGCGGGACAGCGCCUACGGCGCCGACGCCGUCCGCGGCCUCCUCUCCAACGUCGUGUCCGCCCUGGGCCGCCUGGGCCCCGACGGCACCCAGGUGGCCCUGGCCGUGUACAGCUACCGCAGCCUGCCCUGGAUCCUGCUGAACCGCUCCAGCGACCUGGGCACCGUGCUGGAGCAGAUCCGCGCCCUGCGCUACGAGGAGCCCAGCGGCAACGCCAUCGGGGCUGCCAUCACCUUCGCCGGGAGGUACCUGCUGAGCCCCGGCGCGGGGCGCCGGCCCGGUGUGCCGGCCGUGCUGGUGGUGCUGGCGGACGGCCCCUCGGCGGACGACGCCAUCGCCGCGGCCAGGGACGUCAAGGCGGCGGGGGUCCGGGUGCUGGCGGUGGGCUUGGAGGGGGCGGACCGGGAGCAGCUGCGCCGCGUGGUCACCGGCGAGGACCCGCGGUACGUCUUCCACGCCGGCGAUGCGCUGGAGGAGCUGGAGGGCGAGCUCACCGACGACCUCUGCACCAUCAUUUCCAUGGGCAGGCCGGAGCCGGAGCCCUGCGCCGUGCAGUGCCCCAGGGGUGAGAAGGGGGACCCUGGCCAGGUGGGGCCACAAGGACGUGUGGGGCCACCAGGUCCCCCUGGAGAGCCGGGCCGCCACGGGCUGCCUGGCCCUCCGGGACCCGCAGGACCACCGGGCGCCCCGGGAGAGGUCGUCGAGCAGCCAAGCAAGGGCGACAGGGGAUUCCCAGGAGCUGACGGGGCGCCAGGAAGCCCUGGGCGCCCCGGGAACCCCGGACCCCCUGGCCAGCCGGGCAACCAGGGCAUCCCUGGCCCCCGAGGGGAUCCUGGGCCACGGGGGCCGACAGGACUUUCUGGCCCGAAGGGGGAGAAGGGCGAGCCGGGAGAGCCCAGGGUGAUCAUGGACGGAGCGCAGGGACGGAAAGGGGAGCCAGGCACGCCGGGCAGCCCUGGCCUCCCCGGCAGCCCCGGACCCCGGGGACCAUUUGGAGAUCCUGGCCCUCCUGGGCCAGCUGGACCCAUGGGCCCCCCAGGAGAGUCUGUGAAGGGGGAGAAGGGUGACCGUGGAGAGAGGGGCCUGCCUGGGGACCCCGGGCCCCGGGGCCCUGCCGGCCCCCCCGGACCGAAGGGGGACAAGGGUGACGGCGAAGAAGGUUUCCCAGGGCCACCCGGCCGCCCAGGGGACCCGGGGGUUCGGGGAGACCGUGGGCCGCCGGGUGAGCUGGGAGAGAUGGGCGAGAAGGGAGACCGUGGUGCGCCAGGCCCCGAGGGCGAGAAGGGAGCCCCUGGACCAGCUGGCCCACGAGGGGAGAAGGGCGAUCCAGGAGCACCUGGCGAACCCGGCAAGCCGGGUGACAGAGGCUUUUCGGGAGCAGAGGGGCCCCCUGGCCACAAGGGCAACGCAGGAGAUAAAGGAGCCCCCGGUGCCCCUGGCCUGAGCAUCCCGGGCCCAGCUGGCCCCAAAGGCGAGCAGGGCGACCGGGGUAUCGUCGGCCUCACUGGCAGGAGCGGCCCAAAGGGUGACCCAGGGGAGCCUGGUGAGAAGGGCGAGCCGGGACGAGCAGGCUCGCCGGGGCAGAUCGGCCCGCGUGGGAAGGAGGGAGAGCGAGGAGAGAAGGGAGAUGAAGGCACCCCGGGUGAAGUGGGCUUGCCUGGCAAACCUGGAGACCGGGGCCCUCGGGGCCUCCCCGGAUACCGCGGCCCUCCUGGAGAGAAGGGUGACCCAGGGGACCCAGGUCCUGAAGGCAGAAACGGCAGCCCUGGAGCACAAGGCAGCAAGGGUGACCGCGGGGAGCCGGGGCCUCCUGGACCCCCAGGACGUACUGUUGAUGGGGGCCUUGGGGGAGUGGGAGAAAAGGGCGAGAAGGGAGAGCCUGGGGACCCCGGCGAGGAUGGCGCGAAGGGCGCCAAAGGCGAAGCUGGCUCCCCUGGCCUGCCCGGAGAGAGGGGCAUCGAGGGCCCCCGGGGCCCCUCUGGUGUGCGGGGUGACCCCGGGGACCGAGGCCUGCCAGGAGAGAAGGGUGACCGUGGCCCACCGGGGCUAGACGGCCGCAAUGGGCUGGAAGGCAAACCUGGGCCGCCAGGCCCCGCCGGGCAGAGGGGCGACGCCGGGAAGCAGGGGGACCCCGGCCGGGAUGGACUGCCCGGGCUGCGGGGGGAGCAGGGCCUGCCUGGCCCCGUUGGCCCCCCGGGGCCGCCUGGCCUCCCUGGCAAACCCGGUGAUGAUGGCAAACCAGGCCUCAAUGGCAAGAACGGGGAAGAUGGGACGCCAGGAGAAGAUGGGAGGAAGGGAGAAAAAGGUGAUGCUGGUGCCCCUGGCAGAGAUGGCCGCAGUGGUGCCAAGGGUGAGCAAGGGGACAGCGGCAUGCCAGGCCCCCCCGGCGCCCCCGGCCUCCCCGGCGUCCCAGGGCAGCUUGGACCCCCAGGCCAGGGUUCGCCAGGCCUUCCCGGCAUUGCUGGACCAAAGGGAGACCCAGGGGAGCCUGGAUCCAGAGGGGAGCCGAACAUUGAACGUAGCCUGGAAGCCCUUGGCGUCAAGGUUUCCUCCCUCAAGGAGCUCACGGGUGCCUACGAUGGGAGCUCAGAUGCGUUCCUGCCUGUGUCCGAACGCCUGCGGGGCCAGAAGGGCAGCAGAGGGGAGCCGGGGGAGAGAGGGCUGCCAGGCAGAGAGGGCUCCAUAGGCUUCCCCGGCGAGCGAGGACCCAAAGGUGACAAGGGGGAUCAAGGUGCCCCCGGCCCCCAGGGCCCCAUGGGCCGUGCCGUGGGCGAACGGGGCCCCGAGGGGCCGCCUGGCCAGCCAGGAGAGCCCGGCAAACCGGGGAUCCCCGGGGUGCCGGGCCGGGCCGGGGAGCUGGGGGAGGCCGGGAGGCCCGGCGAGAAGGGCGAGCGAGGCGAGAAGGGCGACCGCGGCGAGCAGGGCAGAGACGGUUUGCCGGGGCCUUCAGGGCCCCCAGGGCCCAAGGUAGGUGGUGCAUACUGCUGGGAACUGUCCCCGGGGGCACGCGGCCCUCGUGGCCCUGCCGGACCCAAGGGAGCCAAGGGCGAGCCGGGCGCCGAGGGCGAGCGCGGAGCCAAAGGAGAUAAGGGCGAAGCCGGGCCGCGGGGUGAGCGAGGAGAGCCGGGCGAGAAGGGCAGAGACGGCUUCCCGGGCCUCCCGGGAGAGAGAGGGCUGGCCGGCCUCGACGGGAAGCCGGGCAACCAGGGAGACCCGGGCCCCCCAGGACCUCCGGUAAGGAUCCGCCCUCCGUCCCGGGGCUGCACGGUGACCGGAGAUCCAGGGGAGCCUGGCACCAGCAUCCGAGGCUUGCCCGGUCCCCAGGGCAGCAUGGGGCUCCCCGGCCCCCCCGGCCCUCCCGGCCUUGUGGGCCCGCAGGGUGCCCCCGGGCUGCCAGGACAAGUGGGGGAGAGCGGGAAGCCAGGCGUGCCAGGGAGAGACGGCGUGCCGGGGCAGGAUGGUGAGCCGGGGCUGCCCGGGAAGAUGGGCGUGCCGGGACCUACGGGCCCCAAGGGAGAGCCAGGGGAUGCCGGAGCCCCAGGGCAGGCUGUCACCGGCCCUCCUGGAGCCAAAGGCGAGAAGGGCGAGCCAGCACUGAUGGAGGGAGUCCUGCUGGGUGAACCUGGCUCCAAGGGCGACCGGGGCUUGCCUGGCCCCAAGGGAGAGAAGGGGGAGCCUGGAAGAUUUGGGGAGCCUGGAGAUCCCGGGGAAGAUGUGAGUAGGAGGCCCGCAGGGAUGCCGGGGUGGGCUGAUGCCGCCUGGCGGGGUCGGAGUCCUCCGGCUCCAAGCACCGGGCGGUAA
Messenger RNA from Rhea pennata, 6807 nucleotides. RefSeq names its product collagen type VII alpha 1 chain (gene COL7A1). Gene Ontology annotation, molecular function: protein binding; extracellular matrix structural constituent conferring tensile strength. Gene Ontology annotation, biological process: extracellular matrix organization. NCBI's taxonomy places the organism in Eukaryota, Metazoa, Chordata, Aves, Rheiformes, Rheidae. The record is from RefSeq and is a predicted model, not a curated record. The transcript is spliced from 83 exons. Bases 1 to 6807 code for a protein of 2268 amino acids.